GACUGAUUCUCGGAAGACUUAUUGGAACUAUCUUGCAUUUUGUUUCUUCAGAUUGUGUCCUUUUUGACAGAUUCAUACUCGAAAAAGCUUUCCGCCAUUGCAAGAAUUGAAGAACUGAGGCUGGAGCUGUGACUGACAAAGGCACGCACAAUAAAAGGUUCGGAUUUGAUCUCAGCAUAAUCCUUACGAGCCUCUCAGAGCCCGCGCAUGCCCAGCACAGCACCCGCAGACCGUGACGUCGGCUCAUUAAUUGACAGCGCUGUGAUUGGUCAGCGGUUUUGAUUGACAUAUCCAUCACCUGUCAGAGCGUUAAACGGAGUGACGGGUUUUGAUCGGCACAAAGACCUAAGCCAGCGAGUUAUUUGCAAGCAUUUCUCUUGCUCUUGGGCAUAAGCAGUAAGAGCGAUACUUUGGAUUAUUUCUACUAAACAUUCAGCAGUCUGCACCUCAGGAACUCAGCUUAUUUCCGUGUACACUUUACCAUGGACUACUAUAACACAGCGGACUACUCAAAGGCAUAGGAUAUUUCUCUCGUUUGUGGAUGUAGCAGCUUCUCUCUUGGACCCGCAUUGUCCGUUUAAGCUACCCUGUUUACACACCGUACGUUUCAGUUGUGCAUUGUGUGCCGCAUCUUUUUAAAAUGUCACGCUAGAUUCACGCACUUUUUCAUCCAGUGUUUCGCGGAUAUCGAAUUCAUUUGAUUCAAAAUGUCGCUUCGGAAUACUGUCGUGUUGCUGUUUCUGGCUGUGGUUUGGCGGACUGGUUACGCCGGCGGAAGUGACAGGGAGCAACCUCGAAAGUGUCAAGAGAUCACCAUCCCGAUGUGCCGGGGAAUCGGAUAUAACAUGACUUACAUGCCGAAUCAGUUCAAUCAUGAUUCGCAAGAGGAAGCAGGCCUCGAGGUUCACCAGUUCUGGCCCCUGGUUGAGAUCCAAUGCUCCCCAGAUUUGAAGUUCUUCCUGUGCAGUAUGUACGCACCAAUCUGUAUGACAAACUACCAUAAGAGUCUCCCCGCUUGCCGGUCUGUUUGCGAAAGGGCCAAGGCAGGCUGUGCCCCUCUCAUGCGGCAAUACGGCUUCGCAUGGCCUGAAAGAAUGCGGUGCGAAAACCUCCCGGAGUACGGUGACAAGGACCAACUCUGCAUGGACUUUAACACCAGCCAUCCUACUCCGACACCAAAACCAAAAUACCCGACCUUGCCAACAGAAUUCCCAGGCCGAGGAUCAACGGAAAAGGACUGCAGCUGCAAAUGUCGUUACCCAAUGGUCAAAAUCCUGGACGAAUCUAGCGGAUAUUACAAUCGAAUUAUGACAGGCGGAAUCAAGAACUGCGGCAUGUCCUGCUUCAGUGGAUACUUCACCUCUGAUGAGAAGACUUUCGCAUCGUUUUGGAUCGGUCUGUGGUCAAUUUUAUGUUGCAUAUCCACCUUCAUGACAGUCUCAACAUUUUUCAUCGACAUGCAACGCUUCAAAUACCCAGAAAGGCCCAUCAUUUUCCUCAGCGCUUGCUACUUCAUGGUCAGCGUUGGCUAUAUCGUAAGACUGAUCAGCGGUCACGGGAACGUCGCUUGUGACGGCGAGGUGAUCAGGUACGCGUCAACAGGCCCAGCAGAAUGCACCGUGGUCUUUCUACUCAUCUACUUCUUCGGGAUGGCCUCCUCAAUAUGGUGGGUGAUCCUAUCAUUUACUUGGUUCCUUGCUGCCGGACUAAAAUGGGGACAGGAGGCAAUCGCCAGCUACUCACAGUACUUUCAUCUCGCAGCCUGGUUGAUCCCCUCAGUAAAAAGUAUCGCAGUCCUCGCCAUGUCGUCAGUUGACGGGGAUCCCAUUGCCGGGAUCUGUUAUGUGGGCAACCAAAACUUAGACAAUCUCAGAGGCUUUGUGUUAGCUCCUCUGUUCGUGUACCUCAUAAUCGGUACAAGUUUCCUCCUGUCCGGGUUUGUCUCACUAUUCAGGAUACGAAACGUCAUCAAAGCGCAAGGUGGGCAAAAAACGGACAAGUUAGAAAAGCUAAUGAUCCGCAUUGGUGUUUUCUCAGUUUUAUACACAGUCCCAGCAACUAUUGUCAUAGCGUGUUACUUUUACGAACAGCAUUUUCGGGUCCGGUGGGAAACAAGUCACAACUGUCCCUGCUCUACGGAUGUCAUCCGACCCGACUACUCAGUUUUUAUGUUAAAAUACUUUAUGUGUUUAGUGGUGGGGAUUACGUCAGGGUUUUGGAUAUGGAGUGGUAAGACUCUCGAUUCGUGGAAGCGAUUUUACGGACGCUUAUGUGGACGAUGUGGUACUGGAAGUUCGAACUCAAGUCAGACGCGGAUGGCUAAGUACAGCACUCCAAGCUAUCACGGUAGUAAACAAUUACCGCUCAGUCACGUUUAAUUCGAAUUUUGAAUUACAAAUGUCGAAGUCCGAGUUGGAAAUGAUGACAAAAUCAAGAUCUGAGCGUUAAAAUGCCAUUUUCAGAAACUCUCAUGUUUCAUAGGAAGUUUAAGUUCCAGUUUAGGAUUUUUGAUAGUCCCAAUCUGAAACUUCAACAUUCUUUUGCAAUAAAACUCCAAAUACCUGAAAAGAAACCAAGAAUCUCAUUUUUGAUUUCAAAUUCUG
Molecule: messenger RNA, 2603 nt
Organism: Lineus longissimus
Lineage: Eukaryota; Metazoa; Nemertea; Pilidiophora; Heteronemertea; Lineidae
Product: frizzled-5-like
Exons: 3
Coding region: 708-2378 (556 amino acids)
Biological process (GO): non-canonical Wnt signaling pathway; canonical Wnt signaling pathway
Cellular component (GO): plasma membrane
Molecular function (GO): Wnt-protein binding; Wnt receptor activity
Source: RefSeq, a predicted model, not a curated record